Colletotrichum gloeosporioides is the source of this 1125-nucleotide messenger RNA. RefSeq lists its product as uncharacterized. The transcript is spliced from 5 exons. The record is from RefSeq and is a predicted model, not a curated record. Lineage: Eukaryota; Fungi; Ascomycota; Sordariomycetes; Glomerellales; Glomerellaceae. The coding region runs from base 1 to 1125 and encodes 374 amino acids.
AUGACGUCUUUUAUCGAGUUGAUUGGGAAAGCCGACAAUCUCCAUGAUGCGAGGCCUGCAAUUAAUAAUCGAAGUGUGAUGCUUGGCAUCGUGAUAUCGUUCUUGGUCUUCACUUUGCUAUGCGCGCUUAUGAGAUUAUUUACUCGCAUCUUCAUCGUCAAGGCAGCAGGAUGGGACGACUUCUUCGUGGUAUUGGUAAUGAUAUCAAUAUCAAUAGGUAGUAUCGGUACCUGCGUCGCAACCGACCAUGGCUUAGGAGAGCACUUGUUGAAAUUCCCCGAACUCCAAAUAGACUUGAGUAUCUUCCUCAAGAUCUUCUACAUCUGCAAUGGAACCCUUCCAAUGUCAACAACGUUCAUCAAGAUCGCCAUCCUCCUUCAAUACCUCCGAACUUUUGAAAAGGGUUCCAAGUCCUACACCCUGACCAUUGUCAUGAUCGUCCUCACGUCCAUGUGGGGCAUCGCAUUCAUGUUCCUCGCCUGGGUCCCCUGCAUCCCGGUCCGCGGGUACUGGGACUGGAGCCAGCCGACGAUAGGACGCUGGGGUUUCGGGACACAGGUGGCGGAAGAGCUGAUCAAGACAUAUGAGGCCCACGCGACGAGCAACAUGCUCCUCGACUUUAUCAUCUUCGCCAUCCCGCUACCGCUCUACUUCAACAAGGAAGCCAACAAGAGGUCGCGCAAGGGCGUCCUUGGCCUCUUCCUUCUCGGCAGCGUCGUCCUCAUGCUCUCCGCCUGGCGCCUCGUCGCCCUCGUCCGCUCCCGCGCAGGUACCUACCCCACACUCGACCCAACGUGGUACGCCCCGGUGCCCAUGGUCCUCGCCAUUCUCGAGAUCGAUGUCGCCGCGAUCUGCGCUUCCCUCCCCGUCUUCUGGCCCGUUCUCAGGAGCGGCAUCGGGCAAAUAUUUGUCACGCACGAAGUUAAGGUCGAGGUUACGACCGAAGAAUAUCCCCGCGACGACGACCUUGAUCUGGAACUGGCGCAUUGCCCGGGCACGAGCUUCUCGUACUCACAGCCCUCCCCGACGGCGGACACGGACAAGCUGUUUGAGGUACCAGAGACGAGGAUAUUUGGGGCGUACAUGCAGGGCAAGACUACGACGGAGGUCACCAAAGUUGGGUAA